Molecule: messenger RNA, 2217 nt
Organism: Psammomys obesus (fat sand rat)
Lineage: Eukaryota; Metazoa; Chordata; Mammalia; Rodentia; Muridae
Gene: Stk32c
Product: serine/threonine kinase 32C
Exons: 12
Coding region: 177-1643 (488 amino acids)
Biological process (GO): G protein-coupled receptor signaling pathway; regulation of signal transduction; protein phosphorylation
Molecular function (GO): ATP binding; G protein-coupled receptor binding; G protein-coupled receptor kinase activity
Source: RefSeq, a predicted model, not a curated record
CCCCUUUGGCCCCGCCUCGCCACUCGCAAUCCGCGGGCGGGUCGCCUGCCCCGGAGAGCCAGAGCCGAUACUAGAAGCACGGCCCGCCCUGCCGGCCCCUAGCGCUCCUGCUCUCGCCUGACCAGGCGGUGGGCCAUGUACCGGGCUGCGGCCGCUGCGCAUCCCCAGGCCUGGCGAUGAGGAGCGGCGCAGAGCGCAGGGGCAGCAGCGCCGCGGCGCCCCCCGGCUCGCCGCCUCCGAGCCGCGCGCGUCCCGCGGGCUCCGAUGCGCCCCCCGCCCUGCCGCCGCCAGCAGCCAGCCAGCCCCGGGCCCGGGACUCCGGCGAUGCCCGCGCACAGCCGCGCCCCCUGUUUCAGUGGAGCAAGUGGAAGAAGAGGAUGUCUAUGUCGUCCAUAUCGGCAGCCAGCGCGCGGAGGCCGGUGUUUGACGACAAGGAGGACGUGAACUUUGACCACUUCCAGAUUCUGCGAGCGAUUGGGAAGGGCAGCUUUGGCAAGGUGUGCAUCGUGCAGAAGCGGGACACAGAGAAGAUGUAUGCCAUGAAGUACAUGAACAAGCAGCAAUGCAUCGAGCGUGAUGAGGUCCGAAAUGUCUUCCGGGAGCUGGAGAUCCUGCAGGAGAUUGAGCAUGUCUUCCUGGUGAACCUCUGGUACUCAUUCCAAGAUGAGGAGGACAUGUUCAUGGUGGUGGAUCUGCUUCUGGGUGGAGACCUGCGCUACCACCUACAGCAGAAUGUCCAGUUCUCAGAGGACACAGUGAGGCUGUACAUCUGUGAGAUGGCCCUGGCCCUGGACUACCUGCGGAGCCAGCACAUCAUCCACAGAGAUGUCAAGCCCGACAACAUUCUCCUGGAUGAACAAGGACAUGCACACCUGACCGACUUCAACAUUGCCACCAUCAUCAAGGAUGGGGAGAGGGCGACAGCUUUGGCUGGGACCAAGCCAUACAUGGCUCCAGAGAUCUUCCACUCUUUCGUCAAUGGCGGCACUGGCUACUCCUUCGAGGUGGACUGGUGGUCAGUCGGGGUGAUGGCUUACGAGCUGCUGCGAGGAUGGAGGCCCUACGAUAUCCACUCGAGCAACGCCGUUGAGUCACUCGUUCAGCUCUUCAGCACCGUGAGUGUCCAGUAUGUGCCCACCUGGUCCAAGGAGAUGGUGGCCCUGCUGCGGAAGCUCCUCACGGUGAACCCUGAGCACCGAUUCUCCAGUCUCCAAGACAUGCAGACAGCGCCAUCGCUGGCCCAUGUGCUGUGGGAUGACCUGAGUGAAAAGAAGGUGGAGCCGGGCUUCGUGCCCAAUAAAGGCCGUCUGCACUGUGACCCCACCUUUGAGCUGGAGGAGAUGAUCCUGGAGUCGAGGCCUCUGCACAAGAAGAAAAAGCGGCUGGCCAAGAACAAGUCUCGGGACAGCAGCAGAGACAGCUCCCAGUCGGAGAAUGACUACCUUCAAGACUGCCUGGAUGCCAUCCAGCAAGACUUUGUGAUUUUUAACAGAGAAAAGUUGAAGAGGAGCCAGGAACUCAUGAACGAACCUCUCCCAGGCCCUGAGACUUCAGAUAUGACAGAUUCCACUGCAGACAGUGAGGCAGAACCCACAGCCCUGCCCAUGUGUGGCUCCAUCUGCCCCUCAUCUGGGAGCAGCUAAGCCAACUGGACUGUGUCCUAGGGCAGUUCUCUCUCAGGCUGCUUUGAAGACUCAGGACGGCCAGAAGGAGGCAGCAUUGGGGCAAAGGCCUGACCGCCCAGCCUGCCCCUGUCAAUAGGGUGAAACUGCUGGGAGCCAUGGGUGCCCAUCGUCGAGAGUGGUGGCUGGGCAAGGAGAGGCCUCGGUACCUCGAGUGGUUACUUGCACCAGAGAGGGAGUCAUGCAGCCAUCACAAUGGCUGGCCCCUCUAACUGUAGGCUGGCAGAUUACAGGUGGCCAGGGUGGCACAGUAAGGCAGAAGCCCUUGGCUUUCUGGACCCCUUUGAAGUUGGCUGUACAUAGCCUUGUGGCCAGUUUUUGCUGUGGCCUGGCCAGAAUGGCCUUGAGCUUGCCACUCAAGGCUGUCGGGGUGGGAACAGGCCUUGUUGAUUCUGAUAUGUUAUUGAGGGUGGGGGCUGGGGGAGGGAGUGGGUGGGAUGGCUAAAGAAUGUUUUCUAGCGAUACACACUGCUCUGGCAAUUUCUGCAAUUUGUGUAUAGUUUUCACCCCUGAGAAUUACAGUCUAAGAACUGCC